GCCUCAGAGGAGACUGGCAGAGAGAAGAGGCAGAAGACAGAGACCCAUCAGCCUGAUCUGUCUCCCUACCUACGGCUACCAACAUCUGCUGAACUAUGAGCCAAACCAGAGACUUACAGGGAGGAAAAGCUUUUGGACUGCUGAAGGCACAACAGGAAGAGAGACUGGAUGAGAUCAACAAGCAAUUCCUGGAUGAUCCCAAGUACAGCACUGACGAGGAUCUGCUCUCCAAACUGGAAGACUUCAAGAAGAAAUACAUGGAGUUUGAUCUGAACGGAAAUGGAGAUAUCGAUAUCAUGUCCUUGAAGCGAAUGCUGGAGAAACUUGGAGUCCCCAAGACCCAUCUAGAGCUAAAGAAGUUAAUUAGAGAGGUGUCUGGUGGCUCUGGAGAGACGUUCAACUACCCUGACUUUCUCAGAAUGAUGUUGGGCAAGAGAUCCGCCAUCCUAAAAAUGAUCCUGAUGUAUGAAGAGAAAGCCAGAGAACAGGAAAAGCCAACUGGUCUCCCAGCCAAGAAAGCUAUCUCUGAGUUGCCCUAAUUGGUGUGGGGGUGUGUCUUUGCACCGUGUGAAUUGAAGGGAUUUCUAAUGAUCCCAACAUGAAAAAAGAAGACAAAUUGUGAGCCAAAGUUAACCUAAAUUAAAUGAAUUGUCCUCCCU
Messenger RNA from Castor canadensis (American beaver), 659 nucleotides. It is a transcript of the gene Aif1, whose product is annotated as allograft inflammatory factor 1. Gene Ontology annotation, biological process: ruffle assembly; actin filament bundle assembly. The record is from RefSeq and is a predicted model, not a curated record. NCBI's taxonomy places the organism in Eukaryota, Metazoa, Chordata, Mammalia, Rodentia, Castoridae. Gene Ontology annotation, molecular function: calcium ion binding; actin filament binding. Gene Ontology annotation, cellular component: ruffle membrane; actin filament.